This is a messenger RNA of Syzygium oleosum, 1633 nucleotides long. Its product is annotated as probable disease resistance protein RF9. The record is from RefSeq and is a predicted model, not a curated record. Gene Ontology annotation, biological process: defense response to fungus. The transcript is spliced from 2 exons. The coding region runs from base 82 to 1416 and encodes 444 amino acids. Lineage: Eukaryota; Viridiplantae; Streptophyta; Magnoliopsida; Myrtales; Myrtaceae.
AUUGUUAAUUUUAAAGGAGGAGAUAAUGAUAGAGGAAUUAGACAUGCAUCGAUUAUUUCGGAGAUUUUCUCUGAAGAGAAAAUGGUAUCCCUGCUCAAAACAUCCAAAUUGCGGACGUUUCUCUAUUUGGGAGGUGAAUCCUUUGUACUCAACUCUCCCAAAGAUUUUUUCGGGUGUAAACAUUGUCAAGCGUUGGGUUUGGGUAAUACGGAUAUUCCUCUCCCUCCUUCCUCCUUUGGAAAGUUGAAGCACUUAAGGUUUCUUAAUAUUUCUGUAAACAAAUCUAUCCAGAGUUUGCCGGAUUCAAUCACGGAUUUGGUGAGCUUGCAAAUCCUUGAACUCAUUAGGUGUGAGAACCUUAAAACAUUUCCAAGAGAUUUGAGGAAAUUGGUCAACCUUAGGUUCCUCUCAAUUAAAUUGUGUAAGUCACUGAGUCACCUACCAUCCCUGAGUGAACUCCCUUCCCUAAGGACGUUGAUUCUAUGGGGUUUGGGUGCAUUGGAGUUCCUUCAACAAACAAGUGACCCAGAACAAUCUGAUACUACACGCCCCUUCUUCCAAUCUCUUGAGAAACUGUCCCUCUUCAUGUGCAGCAACCUGAAAGGAUGGUGGGGAAGAAGGCAAGUAAUGGGAGCAUAUCAAAAGCAUCCAUCAGACAAUUCAUUGUCAUCCUUCCCAAAACUUUGGUAUGUGAAAAUAGUGUGCUGUCCCCACUUGAAUUUCAUGCCACCAUUCCCCCAGGUGGAACAGUUGCUCACAGAUAACACGAAAAUAUUGCAACAACAAAUGAUGGUCAAUCCAAAUUGCCCAUCAGAAGCAACAGUGGGAUCCACAUUCAUCCCUUUCUCUAAACUAAUGUGUCUAGUUCUUAAUGGUAGUGAUAUGGAGCCCUCGAUGCUCGAGACUCUACUCCGAUUACCAAGUAAUCUCAAGUCCAUGAACCUCUACUUUUGCAACGGGUGGUGUCUCUCUCGUGGCAUGCAGAACCUUUCCUUGCUCCAGAAACUCAACAUUUUUAGUUGUGGAGGACUCGAUUUAUUGUGCCAAGAAGACGAGCAUGGCACCCAAUGGCGAUUCCUUACAAAACUUCAUGUUCUUAAACUCAACUUUCUUGAGAAUUUGGUGGCAUUACCCAAGGGGAUUCAACAUGUCACGACUUUACAAUCUCUCGAGAUUUCUGACUGUCGGAAUCUAGAGAGUUUGCUGGAAUGGAUUGAAAAUUUCUCUUUGCUUGAAAAGCUGGUAUUAUCUGACUGUCCAAAAUUAGAACGUUUGCCAUUAGGGAUGCGCAACCUCACACGCUUGAAGGAAUUGAGAAUCUGUGAUUGUCCAGCUCUGAAAGAGAGGUACCUAACAGAUGGCCAUGAAGAAUUGGAAAAGAUUGCGCACAUUCGGAUCAUCGAUUGGGAGGAUUGAUUGUAACCAUGAGCUCAGUAGAGAGGUCGAAAUUGCUGUUUGUACCACCACCUUCCUCCGUUAUGUCGCGCGUGUAGCACACCACCUUUGCCUCGCCGUCUUGCUCGUAGAGAACCUCCUCACUCCCUCCUUCUAUCUCCUCCAUCACGGCUGCCGGAACUCCCUGAUUCGCCACCACCUGGAAGGACACCAGCGUCUCCGACGCGCGUUGCAUCCU